Arabis nemorensis is the source of this 297-nucleotide messenger RNA. The record is from the annotation of a GenBank genome assembly. NCBI's taxonomy places the organism in Eukaryota, Viridiplantae, Streptophyta, Magnoliopsida, Brassicales, Brassicaceae.
AUGGUGAAUGUGAUGGGAGUCAACAGAACCGAUUUGGAAGUGAAAGACUUUUAUAAUCAUUGGAAGUCCGUGGAGUUAAUCCAUACCAUCUCAACACCGAUGCCUCCACCACCCAAGAAAAUGAUGCUGAUAGAUCCUCCGGUCAUCAGUCGAGCUUAUUUUAUAGUUGUCCGUAAAAACAUCUUUAUCAAAGCCUACUACGUCGCCAUUGGUGAAGAGGGAACACGUAUUCGGAAAUUUUGCUCUGCAAGGAACGUCGCCCUUAUCCACAAUAUCCACAAGACGGUGGUGAGAUAA